Oreochromis aureus is the source of this 1133-nucleotide messenger RNA. RefSeq names its product claudin-4-like. The record is from RefSeq and is a predicted model, not a curated record. The transcript has a single exon. Bases 50 to 616 code for a protein of 188 amino acids. NCBI's taxonomy places the organism in Eukaryota, Metazoa, Chordata, Actinopteri, Cichliformes, Cichlidae. Gene Ontology annotation, molecular function: structural molecule activity. Gene Ontology annotation, biological process: cell adhesion; bicellular tight junction assembly. Gene Ontology annotation, cellular component: plasma membrane; bicellular tight junction.
UCUGAAGCACACACCAACUUCCUGUUUUGAAGAGAUUAAGAGCUUCAUUAUGGAUGCUGGUAGAAGACAGAUUUUGGGUUUGGCUUUAGCCAUCAACGGUGUAUUGGGGACCAUCAUGAUCUGUGCUCUCCCUGCCUGGAAAGUCCUCAUUAGUACUUCCGUGUACCCUGGUGAAAUUUAUGGAACAUGGUAUGGUUUAUGGAAAAUCUGUACAAUAUACACCACAGGCAAGAUGGAAUGCGUUGGGUAUGAGGUUUUUGCACCACUGGUAGAUGACACCAUGAAAGCUAUCAGAGCACUCGUGAUUAUCGCAAUCCUCAGUGGGAUCUUUGGAAUCCUGCUUGGUGUGGCCGGGAACAAGCGCACUAACUUCAUGUUGGAUGAUGGGCAAAAGCGCAAAGUGGGCUUUGCUUCUGGAGUUGUCUUCAUCAUUGCAGGUUUCUUGGUGUUCAUACCUGUCUGCUGGAUGGCCAACAUCAUCAUUCGUGAUUCCUACGAGCUCAGAAAUUACGACAGUGAUGUCAGCAUAAAGCUGGGAGCCUCACUCUACAUUGGCUGGUUCACUACUGGGUUUCUGUUCCUGGGAGGAGGCCUGCUCCUGUACCGGCAGGAAUGAUACUGUCAUACUGAAUGUACAGUUAAGUAAUUCAGUGUAAGGCUUGCUUUUAGAUAUCUGCCAGCCCAUUGGAAACAAAAGAAAUGUUUUCAUAAUUAUGAUCUUCUGUUUUUCCCUUCAGUGCAAUAAUACAGCCUGAAAUGUAAUGAAAAUAAGGAGAAAUGUUAGCACUGAGUGUGUAACUUAAGUUCUUCCUUUAUCCCCACCCCCAACCCCCCAGAUCUCUGUGAUAUUAUUACGCUGUGCAUCUAAUAUUCCUAUAGAAUGUGUAUCAAGUGGUUUAAGUCUAAGUCUAAGCCUGAUAACUACUUCGAUAUUGAUGAUAAUGUGAUUUUCAUUUACUCUUUGAAUACUUUUCUUUUGAGUUGUUGUUGUUGUUUUUAACUCUUAUUGCUUGAUUAUAUACCAUACAAUUUAGGUCAAAUCAAGAUUCAUUUUUCUCAAUUCUCUAUUGGAUUCUCAUGAGAGAUCAUAUGUUGCAAAUAUUUUUAUGUCAUUGUCUCUGUUUUAAUAUCAA